AUGGCAAGCAAAGGAGCCGCCCGUGUCCGUAAGAAGGAGAUUGUGAAGGUGGUACACGGAGCACUUCUUCGCACUAAUAUCAAAGCACAAAUGGCAUCAGCUGCGCCUCCACUAGGCCCUCAACUAGGUCAGCGAGGUUUAAACGUGGCGAAUUUCUGUAAAGAAUUCAAUAAAGAAACGGGACACUUCAAGCAGGGAGUUCCACUUCCCACACGAAUAACUGUUAAACCAGAUCGAACGUAUGAUCUGGAAAUUUGUACCCCGACGACUACAUGGAUGCUGAAACAGGCAGCUGGAAUUGGAAGGGGAAAAUCUAGUAAAGACGAAAUCGUUGGAAAAUUAACUGUGAAGCAUCUGUACGAAAUCGCGAAAGUGAAAUCUCGUGAUAAGGCUCUUCAACACGUCGAGUUGGAACAUAUCUGUCGAAUGCUAAUCAAAACAUGCAGAACAUUGGGAAUUGAAGUACAAUAUCAUGAUUUGAAUCCGGAUGAAUUGAAGGAAUUCCUAGUGGCGAGAAAAGAAAAAGUGGAUGCUCAAUUAAAGGAACUAGCUGAUAAAAAGGCAGCGAAAAUGCUCAGAACUACAUAA
This is a messenger RNA of Caenorhabditis briggsae, 588 nucleotides long. It is a transcript of the gene Cbr-mrpl-11, whose product is annotated as Protein CBR-MRPL-11. Gene Ontology annotation, biological process: translation. Bases 1 to 588 code for a protein of 195 amino acids. NCBI's taxonomy places the organism in Eukaryota, Metazoa, Nematoda, Chromadorea, Rhabditida, Rhabditidae. The transcript has 3 exons. The record is from RefSeq and is a predicted model, not a curated record. Gene Ontology annotation, cellular component: mitochondrial large ribosomal subunit; ribosome. Gene Ontology annotation, molecular function: large ribosomal subunit rRNA binding; structural constituent of ribosome.